Messenger RNA from Malassezia pachydermatis, 1599 nucleotides. Its product is annotated as malate synthase. The transcript has a single exon. Lineage: Eukaryota; Fungi; Basidiomycota; Malasseziomycetes; Malasseziales; Malasseziaceae. Bases 1 to 1599 code for a protein of 532 amino acids. Gene Ontology annotation, cellular component: cytoplasm; peroxisomal matrix. The record is from RefSeq and is a predicted model, not a curated record. Gene Ontology annotation, biological process: glyoxylate cycle. Gene Ontology annotation, molecular function: malate synthase activity.
AUGUCGGUUGACGGUGUUCGUAUUCUUGCGCCGGUGUUGGGUGAGCAUGCCCGCAUCCUCACGCCUGAGGCUAUCAAGUUCCUGGCGGUGCUGCACCGCAACUUUGAGCCGGUGCGUCAGGAGCGCCUGAAGGCUCGCGCUGCUCGCCAGGUUGAGCUGGACGGUGGUAAGACCCUGGACUUCCUCCCCCAGACCCGCGCUAUCCGUGAGGACCCCUCUUGGCACUGUGCUGUCCCUGCCCCCGGUCUGCGUGACCGUCGUGUUGAGAUCACUGGUCCGGUCGACCGCAAGAUGGUCAUCAACGCCCUGAACUCGGGUGCCUACACCUACAUGGCUGACUUUGAGGACUCGAACUCGCCGACCUGGAACAACAACCUGGAUGGUCAGGUGAACCUGAACGAUGCGAUCAACCGCCGCGUCGACUUCAAGGCCUCGAACGGCAAGGAGUACAAGCUCAAGCCUGCGAAGGAGCUGGCUACCCUCAUUGUCCGUCCCCGUGGCUGGCACCUGAACGAGGAGUCGUUCCUUGUCGAUGGCAAGCCGAUGUCGGGUGGUCUGUUCGACUUUGGUCUCUUCUUCUUCCACAACGCCAAGAAGCUGGUGGAGAUCGGCUAUGGCCCGUACUUCUACCUUCCUAAGAUGGAGUCCCACUUGGAGGCCCGUCUCUGGAACGAUGUGUUCAACCUCGCCCAGGACUACAUUGGCAUGCCCCGUGGCACGAUCCGUGGUACUGUGCUGAUUGAGACCAUCACUGCUGCCUUUGAGAUGGAGGAGAUUCUCUACGAGCUGCGCCAGCACUCGUCGGGUCUCAACUGUGGUCGCUGGGACUACAUCUUCUCGUUCAUCAAGCGCCAGCGCUACAACAAGUCGGCUGUCCUGCCUGACCGUGCUAUGGUCACCAUGACUGCUCCGUUCAUGCAGGCCUACGUGAACCUGCUGAUCCAGACCUGUCACAAGCGUGGUGCUGCUGCCAUUGGUGGUAUGGCUGCUCAGAUCCCGAUCAAGGAUGACCCGAAGGCCAACGACGCUGCCAUGGAGAAGGUGCGCGCCGACAAGCUCCGUGAGGUGCUGGCUGGUCACGACGGUACCUGGGUCGCUCACCCCGCUCUGGUCAAGAUCGCUCUGGAGGUGUUCAACAAGCACAUGCUCGGUCCGAACCAGUACCACAUUCGCCGUGAGGAGGUCAAGGUCACUGCGCUUGACCUGCUGAACCCGAACGUGGCUGGUGACAUUACUGAGGCUGGUGCGCGUGCUAACGUCUCGGCCCUGCUGGCCUACUGCGCCAACUGGGUUAAGGGCAACGGUUGUGUGCCGAUCAACUUCCUUAUGGAGGACGCUGCUACGGCUGAGAUCUCGCGUAUUUCGCUCUGGCAGUGGGUCUACCAUGGUGCGAAGACCAAGGAUGGCAAGGCCAUCACGCCGCAGUUCAUCGACGAGCUCACCAAGAAGGAGGCCGAGAAGCUGACCAAGCUCGACCCGAAGGCGGUGGAGCUCUCGCAGCGCUACCUUGCCCAGCAGGUGCGUGCGAAGGAGCCGAGCGAGUUCCUGACCACCGACCUGACGGCCCACCUCGACAACUCGCAGGGCGCCAAGCUCUAA